GCGCGAUAAUGACGAGCAGCAGCCGCAGUCGCAGCAGUUUCAGCAUCCUUUUUACAUCUUCGGUCGUUCCCCUGCACAACAACAACAACAACAACAACAACAACAACAACAACAACAACAACAACAACAACAACAACAACAACAACAACAACAACAACAACAACAACAACAACAACAACAACAACAACAACAACAACAACAACAACAACAACAACAACAGCAAUAUCAGCAACAGCAGCAACAGCAGCAACAACAACAGCAACAACAACAACAACAACAACAACAACAACAACAACAACAACAACAACAACAACAACAACAACAACAACAACAACAACAACAACAACAACAACAACAACAACAACAACAACAACAACAACAACAACAACAACAACAACAACAACAACAACAACAACAACAACAACAACAACAACAACAACAACAACAACAGCAACAGCAACAACAGCAACAGCCAGGCAUUGUUUUUCAGCCUCCAAAUUUACUUAACAAUACUCAGAUCAAGACAACCCAGCCGCAGUCGCAGCAGUUUCAGCAUCCUUUUUACAUCUUCGGUCGUUCCCCUGCUCAACAACAAUAUCAGCAACAGCAGCAACAACAACAGCAACAACAACAACAACAACAACAACAACAACAACAACAACAACAACAACAACAACAACAACAACAACAACAACAACAACAACAACAACAACAACAACAACAACAACAACAACAACAACAACAACAACAACAACAACAACAACAACAACAACAACAACAACAACAACAACAACAGCAACAGCUACAGCAACAACAGCAACAGCCAAGCAUUGUAGUAGACUAAGCAACAGCCAGCAACAUCC
This is a messenger RNA of Closterium sp. NIES-67, 863 nucleotides long. The record is from the annotation of a GenBank genome assembly. Lineage: Eukaryota; Viridiplantae; Streptophyta; Zygnematophyceae; Desmidiales; Closteriaceae.